Messenger RNA from Saxophila tyrrhenica, 1116 nucleotides. RefSeq lists its product as uncharacterized. Gene Ontology annotation, cellular component: plasma membrane. The transcript has 3 exons. Bases 1 to 1116 code for a protein of 371 amino acids. Gene Ontology annotation, biological process: peptide modification; carbohydrate metabolic process. NCBI's taxonomy places the organism in Eukaryota, Fungi, Ascomycota, Dothideomycetes, Mycosphaerellales, Extremaceae. The record is from RefSeq and is a predicted model, not a curated record.
AUGCCUCCGCGAUACUUCAAGAACGAUGCCGAGCUGGCGAGGAGAGACCCUCACCGCCAACUGGAAGCGUCUCUCAACCGCCUCGUCACAAACUACCCGCCAGCUUCGAUACAGCCCGGGGGAGGUCUCUUCAAAGGCCCGAUAAGUGUCGCAUACAUCUUCCUCGUGCUCCAGCAGCUCUAUCCCGACCUCACGAUCGCCGACACACCUCUAUCAAGCCUAAGCUCAGCCUACCUUAAGCACGCACAGGACAACAUCGGCUCAUACCCCGGUCCUACAGUCGGCAAAUGCGGCCUUACAGACGACAUCCUCUGUAUGCUCGCCAUUGGCGCAGCGAGCAGCAAAGACGCGGACAUGGCGGCGAGUCUGUGCGACUACUCUGCCGAGGCCAUAGACCCCGAGUCCGAGAACGAAGUCCUCUACGGUCGUGCAGGAUACCUCUACCUUCUAAGGCUGGUCAAGGCCUCUUUCGGCGACAACCCUAAGACAAUGCAACUUCUCAACGACACUCAAGAUGAUGUGAUUGACGCCAUACUCGACUCGCCUCGGCCUUGGAAGUGGCACGGCAAGGUUUACAUCGGCGCGGUGCAUGGUGCGAUCGGCAUCAUCACUCAGAUUGUGCUCUGCAACCCGCAGAAGUAUGCGCCGAAGCUGGAAACGGAGCUGGCGGUACUGUUGACGUAUCAGUUCGAGAGUGGCAAUUUUCCGAGUAGCGUGCCUGUGGAGAAAGACCGGCUUGUGCAGGUCUGUCAUGGCGCGCCGGGGGUGAUUGUCAGUUUGAACAGCAUCAAGGAGUACUUCCCAGCACUAAGGGAUAAGAUUGAGAAGGCGGUUGCGAAGGGCAGGGAAGCUAUCUGGGAGAGGGGACUGUUGACCAAGGAGCCGUGUCUUUGUCACGGCAUCUCAGGCAAUGCUCUAGCUCUGCAGGACAAGGAGUUCGAGCACCUUCUCACUUACACUACUGGCAACGAGAUGAAGGCGAUGGAGAAGGACGGUCUGCUGGAGAAGAGCUCAUCGCCAGAAGGGUUGUUCACUGGCGAGGCUGGACGAGCGUGGUGCUGGGCAGUGGCGGAUUUGGGUCUUAAGAAGGCGGUGCUGGGGUACAAUGACCUAUGA